Messenger RNA from Ailuropoda melanoleuca (giant panda), 4340 nucleotides. It is a transcript of the gene ZNF577, whose product is annotated as zinc finger protein 577. The record is from RefSeq and is a predicted model, not a curated record. Gene Ontology annotation, molecular function: DNA-binding transcription factor activity, RNA polymerase II-specific; RNA polymerase II cis-regulatory region sequence-specific DNA binding. The transcript is spliced from 4 exons. Gene Ontology annotation, biological process: regulation of transcription by RNA polymerase II. The coding region runs from base 409 to 1743 and encodes 444 amino acids. NCBI's taxonomy places the organism in Eukaryota, Metazoa, Chordata, Mammalia, Carnivora, Ursidae.
CGUCACAGGCCGAGCCUUGCGCCAGAUUCCGGGUCUCUGGAACAACGCGCGUUGGCCCUCGUCGGGCGCCGUCCUAGGUGCUUCCGAGGGUCUGUCAGUCGAUGAGUUGGGACUCGGGGGCUGUAGACACUGAGGCAAAGUGUUUGGGGAAGUAGUAUGGUGAUUGUCUCCAGCGGUGAAGAUCGAGGCUAUCUCUAGUUGAGUAUUUUUGUUACCUGCAAGUAUUUUGGCCAGGUGGCAAGUGUAUGAACUGUGGAGCGAGAAGAACCUGCUUCUGCCUCUGACUUGGGUUAUCAGGCUAGCAAACUAGAUUCACUCUUCCAGUCGGAGCAAGGAGGACCACCAUGGACGGUAGAGGGAGCAGCUCAGAGUCACACCUGUCCAGAAGAAAUAUGGGAGAUUGACCAUAUGCAGUGGCACCCAGAAAACCAAAACGAGAGUAAAAGUUUGGAACUAUAUCAGCAAAGUUAUGCACUUGGAAAUAAUUUCGAUUUAUGCAAAAGUCUUGUUCCUUUAACACAAAGACACAAUAAGUUUGGCUCACACUGUAAAAGCUUGAAAUCACAUUUAGGUUUUUUUAUCCAGAAUAGAAGAUAUGCAGGAGAGGAUUCUGAUGAGUUUAGUGGAUGUGGGAAAUCAUCAGUCUGCACUCAGCAGGAUACAACUCUUACUGGAAUUAAAUGCCAUGGAUGCAUUAAACCCAGUGGCGCUAAAUCACAGCUCAAUGAACAUCAAAAAACAUAUACAGAAGAGAAACCACAUGAAUGCAGUGAGUGCGGAAAAGCCUUCUCCAGGAAGGCACAGCUCAUUAGGCAUCAGAGAACUGAAAGAGGAGAGAAGCCGCACGGAUGUAAUGAAUGUGGGAAAACAUUCAUGAGGAAGAUUCAGCUCACUGAACACCAGAGAACUCAUACUGGAGAGAAACCCCAUGAAUGUAAUGAAUGUGGAAAAGCCUUCUCCAGAAAGUCACAGCUUAUGGUACAUCAGAGAACUCAUACAGGAGAGAAACCCUACGGAUGCAGUGAAUGUGGCAAAGCCUUCAGCCGAAAGUGCCGGCUCAAUAGACAUCAGCGAUCUCACACUGGAGAGAAACUUUAUGGAUGCAGUGUAUGUAGGAAAGCCUUCUCCCAGAAGGCAUACCUCAUUGCACAUCAGAGACUUCACACAGGAGAGAAGCCGUAUAAAUGCAGUGAAUGUGGAAGAACUUUCUUUUUUAAGUCGGACCUGACCAAGCAUCAGAGAAUUCAUACGGGAGAGAAACCUUACGAAUGCAGUGAGUGCGAAAAAGCCUUCAGGAGCAAGUCAAAACUCAUUCAGCAUCAGCGAACUCAUACUGGAGAGAGACCAUAUGCAUGCAGUGAAUGUGGCAAAGCCUUUGCCCACAUGUCAGUCCUCAUUAAACAUAAGAAAACUCAUACAAGAGAGAAAGCUAUAAAUUCACUGAAGGUGGAGAAACCUUCCCCAGGGAGUCAUGGCUCUUUAUACAUGAGUGAUCUUGCACAGGAGCAAAGCGAGAUGAACACAGUGCCUGUGGAAAUACCUUCUUUGGGAACUCAGCCCUUGUUAAACCUCAGUGAGUUCCUCGGGGGUAGAAAUGUAGUGUUUGUGGAACAGCCUUUUCUAAGAAGUCAGGCCUCAGUAGAUAAUCGGGAAUUUGCACAGGGAAUAAGUCUUGCAAAUUCAGUGAAUCUGACAACACCUUCUGUAAUAAAUUAUGUCUUAUAUGUUACAGACAUUGUGUAGGAAACAAAAUCUCUGGUACCAGAAUGUAUCUGAUACCAGAAAAGCCUUUAGCAAGAAUCCUCCAAACAUUAUAUGUCAGUUCCUUUUGGACAGAAAUGCUAUGGAUGCAGUGGUGGUGGAGGAUAAGUCUGAAAAUUCAGACUUAUUAAAUAUCUAUGAAAUCUCACUGAGCAGAGAUGCAGCUAUUGUGGGGAAGCCUUUUCCUGGAGGUGAUAUCUCCAUUGGAAUCAAAGAAUUCCCACAGGACCAGAACAUUAGGAAAGAAUGUGAUGAUGUUUUCAAUGGUAAGUUCUACCUCAUCACAUCAGAGAAGUGUAGAAAAACACCUCUAGACACCACAUAUGGACAACAUUUUCAGUAAAAUGUGGAAGAACUCCUAGGAAGGAGAAACCCCUGAAAACAAUAAAAGAUGUAAAUUCUGAGAUGGGAAUUCUAUUGCCAGACUAACUAAUGUGUCACAAUUUUAUACCUUGGGAAUCUGGGAAAGACUUCUCUAAUAAAUGAAAUCUUGGACACUACGAAUUGCAUUAUGCAGCAAAAAUCUAUGAAUAUGGUGAAUAUGGAGACAACUUUAUUAGUCUCUUAUGGCUGCUAUGACAAAUUACCAUAAAUUCGGUGGCUUAAAACUACACAAUAUUAUCAUAUAGCUCUGGAGGUCUGAAGUCUAAAAUGGGUCUCGCUGGACAAGGGGUUGACAGGGAGAACCCAUUUUUCUUUGCCCUUCCAGCUGGAAGCUGCCCAGAUUUGUGGUUUGCAGACCCCUCCACCUUCAAAGCCAGCAAUGUCCGGUCAACUCUUCCAUCACUCUGACACUGACUCCUGCUUCCCUCUCCUACAUUUAAGGACCUGUGUGACUACAUUGGGCCCACCCAGAUAAUCUAGGAUAACCUCCCUAUCUUAAAUUCAGCAGUUAGCAGUCUUAACUCCACCUACUACCUUGAUUCCCCCUUGCCUUAUACUGUGACAUAUUCACAGGUCCUGGAGAUUAGGAUGUGGACAUCUUUGGGGGGCUAUUAUUCUGCCUCCUUCAGACCACCUCUGGCACCCAAUUAUUUGUGUCCAUACCAUGAGAAAAAUACAUUCACUGUCUCUCAGCACCUCCAAAUGUCUCAACCUAUUACAGCACCUACUCAAAGUCUAACAUUUCAUCUAAAUCUUAUCAGCUCACAAGCUCUAAAUCAAGUAUUGGGUGAGGCUCUGGUUAUGAUUUGUCCUGAGGUGCAGUUCCUCUCUGUGAGCCUAUGAAACUCUAGAAACAGUUCAUAUGGCCCUAAAAUAGCUAAUUUCGUCUUUUACUUUAAAUGCCUUUUGCCAUGUAAUGUAACAUAUUUACAGGUUCUGGGGUUUAGGGCAUGAACAUCUUUGGAGGGCCAUUCUGUCUACCACAAAAACAUUAGAUUUCAGAGAAUUCAUACUACAGUAAAUUCCUACCUAACCAUUAAAUAAAUCUAGAGAAACGUGUUCACAGAGUAGUAAUUAUUUUUGAUCAUUAUGGUCCAAGUACAGUAACUUUUUUCUACAAUCAGGGACUCUUAACGCCUGUGUCAUGAGUUGUGACCAGCAGGGAAUACUAUUGAAAUAUGUAAAUCAAAUGAUGAGCACUGGAAAAGAACUCAUAGAUGCCCUAAAGGAACAUGAGAUUUAUGUGCUGCAAAUGCAUUUAUUCUGAAAUUGUAUGAAUUACCAUAUCCUGAGUAUAGAACGCAUAUUCCAUAAUGCACUCAAGUAACAGAACUCUUCACAGCCAAUUCCAACAACCUUUUUUCUUUAAAUGUUCAGUGUAUAUACUCUCAUUAAAUAACAACAACAACAAAAACCAGACAAGAUAUAUGAAUGGCCCGUUUUCAGACAUUGGGUAAUAGUGAGAUCAGCACAGCUAACUCGAGAGAAAGGAAACAAAGGAAGGGAGCCUUAUGACUACCUCCAACUUACAGCCUGGAGAGAGUUCCCAUUCUGUAGCAUAGGGAGAGGGAAUCUAAUCAGAUCCUGGCAGUGUCUCCGAAUUGAAGCAGAGUUUAGGGUUUGGAGAAUUCAAGGUGGCUCAAAUUUAUGGGGCAGGUUAGGAGUGCAUUCCUCCUACAUGAUUUGAAGUUGUGAUCAGCACAUAUGUGUGAGGAAGCUCCCUGGCCUGGAGAAAGAACCACUGGAAAGGAACAGGCAGAACUAUCCUUGGAACUUGCACAGGUUGGGAGUAAGUUGUUUACACCAGUUGGAAUAGAAACCCCUUCCAAGAUUUGGAAAAUCACAGUGGAGCUUCAGAAAAAUAGUGCCUCAGUAGGUCACUCAAAUUGGCUCUAGAGUAAUGGCUGCUCGGAACCCUCCUGACAAAGCAUAAAUGCAAGCUACUACAAAACCAAACUGUUUCCAAGUAGUUUAACUGCUUCCCAGACCUAAGCCCAGUAGUAUUUAAAGAACAGAAAGCAAUCCAUCAACAAAGAAAAUCAAUGUCAAAAUCACAAUGUCUGGCAUCUCAUCAAAACCUACCCAGGUGUGCAAAAAAGACAGGAAAUUAGGACCUAUAAACAUGAAGAAAAGUCAAUAGAAACCCAGAAUUAAUAUGGGCGACAGAAUUAACAGAAAACCAUGUUCAAAACAGC